This is a messenger RNA of Lytechinus variegatus (green sea urchin), 1669 nucleotides long. RefSeq lists its product as uncharacterized. The coding region runs from base 177 to 911 and encodes 244 amino acids. The record is from RefSeq and is a predicted model, not a curated record. The transcript has 4 exons. NCBI's taxonomy places the organism in Eukaryota, Metazoa, Echinodermata, Echinoidea, Temnopleuroida, Toxopneustidae.
AACUAUGCACCUAUCAUAGAGUUCUUGUGUACCCCCUGCGAUGCAUGUACAGCAAUGAAUUGUCAUACGUAGCACAUAUCGUAGCGGCUGGUUGAUAGAAGAAACUAUUGCACUGUUUGGAAUUAAUCGAUUGUACGAUUAUUUGAAUUUGUCGGGGACAUAGUAAGUUCUCAAACAUGGUGAAGCCAACGGUAUUUUCCGUAGAACAGGACCCUAAAAAGGAUAAGUCGUCGGAUGUUUGCCUUAUCCCUGUAAAGGAGGUGGCGUAUAAAUCAAACUUUGAUGACGACCAACCACUGGUGACGGCCCGGAGUGAAGUCUGCACUUUACAGAGAUGCGCAUGCGCAAUGUUAAUCAUUCUGAUUGGGCUCGGCUGCCUGAUCGGUGCUGGGGUUGGUCUGUACAUUCAUCUUAACAACCAAACAGAACCCACGUUGAUAAUCACAGCAGCUGGUCACCCGUAUGGCAAUGACGCCCUCUAUCCGCCAGACUUCCACAGGCCGUCACACUUCGGUGGUCACGUGGAUCGUCACAUGCCAGACUUUCAUCACGGAUCACGUGAUCGCAUCUUCGAGCCAAUGAGACCACCGCCUCCUCCACCUCGCUUCCCUUACGGUCAUCCUCCAAUCAUGGAACGUCCCUUCGGUAAUGACGGCCUUGAGCCGCCCUUCAGUCACGACGCUCUGGAACCACCCGCCCCGGAAGGGCCCAGGACUCGAUUGCACGAAAGACCGAUGGCUCCACCGGGACCUCUUCCUGGGGGUCCCCCGCGCGGCCGGCGACCCGGAGCAGAAGGUUCCCGUAGGCUUGGACCCGAGUAUGAUCUUCAUCAUGGGGGUCAUGUAGAACAUGAACAUGCACGACGCAGAGGGAAGGUUAAUCGAGCUCACUACCAUAGCAACCUACCGUAAACACACCCAAACUACCGUACACACAAAACAUUUGAUCACCAUGACUAUUUUUUCUGAACGUUGAGGACUUUCCAUGAACGUCACAGAGCAAGGAACGCCACUGCUAACAUCAACUCCGGCAAGUGACGCCAUGACGCUAACAUUCAUCUACACUCUUACAAAAGGUUUGGUCAAAACGACCAUUCUCCUGGAUAUCAAGGUGUCCGACCAAUAAAUUGUUAGAAAUCAACCUAUUGCUGGUACAUUGUAACCAUUCAUUGCUUGAUAUUGACCAUUUCUUUCUCGGUCGGACAUAUUAAUAUCAACCAAAAGAUUCGUCGUUUUGAGCAAAAUCAACCAAUUUUUGGUACAUUAUAACCAUUGGUUGGUGGAUUUUGACAUUUUUUUAUCGGUCGGACAUAAUAUUAACCAAGAGAAUCGUUGUUUAGACCAAUCUUUUAUUUAGAGUGUUUAGUUAAUCCCUUAUUGCGGCAUUCGACUUUGGAUAAAGCAAGAAGAUUAGUUAGUACGAGAAUUCGAGAAGAAAAUAUAUUGUGUCGAUUGUCAAGAAUGAUUACAGACAGAGAGAUCUAGCUCUACUCAGGUCAAGUAGAAGACAAGAUAUUAGAUAUGUGCAAGUCGACAUAUUUAAAGAAAAAAACACGCAGUUUGUAGGAUCCUCGUUCCAACAGACUGGGGACAGUUUCAUCAUCACUUUUAUUCAACAAGUUGUUGAAUAGACACCUUCCUUGAUUUUGGUUGGCUGAGAAGCACUCAGA